GGAAUAUUUGGCGCCAUUUCUUCCCCCAUUUUGACGAGCUUUUUAAAUGUAAUUUUUUGAUCAAUAAAUUAAAUCCUUAUUUCAAUUCAAAGGGUUUCGCUCAGUACACUUGGAUUAACCUACAACUCUAAAGAAAAUGGAUACAUCGAAUCCAGCGGUUUUUGUGAACGCGGAGUUGCUGCGGAUGCAUAUCGGCAAGAGAGUUCGCGCGGUAAUUCAGGUGCUCAGAAACGACGGCGGCUCAAUUAUCGGAAAAUCGACCGAUGAGCAACAGCUGGUCGUCAAGGGGCACCCUUCUAGCCCCCCCACGACUUUUCUCGAGGUUAUCGGCAUCGCUGACACUAACCAGUCUAUUCAGGCUGAGAUUUGGACCAAUUUUGGCGAUGAUUUUGAUAUAUCGAGCUACAAUGCUGUUUGUCAACUUGCAAAUGGGGAUUUCAAACACUUGUUCAUCUAAGCAGUUUUCUCUUUUGCAUUAGGGGGCUGAAGCAUGUGGUCUGAAUUUUUGUUAUCUACUAUGCAAGAAUUCUGAGUCUUUUUAGCCUUCUCUUGGUGUUUAGUUUAUGUUCUGUUUGGAUGUUACUUGAUAAUGAAUAUUGCAAUAUAUCAAUCCUAAAGUUUGCUGCUGUUA
Messenger RNA from Salvia miltiorrhiza (redroot sage), 631 nucleotides. RefSeq names its product replication protein A 14 kDa subunit B-like. Bases 137 to 457 code for a protein of 106 amino acids. Gene Ontology annotation, molecular function: DNA binding. The transcript has 3 exons. NCBI's taxonomy places the organism in Eukaryota, Viridiplantae, Streptophyta, Magnoliopsida, Lamiales, Lamiaceae. The record is from RefSeq and is a predicted model, not a curated record. Gene Ontology annotation, cellular component: nucleus. Gene Ontology annotation, biological process: DNA replication; DNA repair; DNA recombination.